CGGCGGGGAGACAAAGCUCGUGUUGUUGCGCUAAUUGAACGCUUUAUUAUCAUGUACGAUUAGGGCUGCAGCAGCGCGGCUCUGUUCAUUAAAACAUUCUUGGUGGGAUUGAGCCCAAGAGAAAGACUUUACAUAAUAUUAACGCGAGUGGCAUUUAUUUUUCACGUGAAACGAAACGGCCCUUUAAAAGGAGCUCAAUCCUUCUUUUCUCCGCAGCUGAGCCGCGUGUUCCGUUCAGUUCCGUUCGGACCCCCCUGCGUUCGCGGAAUACAGAGAAUAACAAUUCAUUUAGUGGAAUUAUCCAUUCAUUGUGUCUCUUCUCUGCGCAACAAGAUCGCAGUGAAAAUGGUCACUUCGUACCCUUUACCUGAGGGAUUCAGUGAUUUCGACGUUUUCUCCCUCGGCUCUGCUCUUCUCGUGGAAGGUCUCGUAGGAUUCUUCCUCAAUGCUGUCACACUUGUGUCUUUCUUCAAAAUAAGAGAACUGCGAAGCCCCAGUAAUUUCCUUGUCUUCAGCCUGGCUAUGGCUGACAUCGGCAUCUGCAUGAACGCCACCGUGGCCGCUUUCUCCAGCUUCCUCAGGUAUUGGCCUUAUGGCUCAGAAGGAUGUCAGACACAUGGUUUUCAAGGAUUCUUAACUGCACUUGCUAGUAUCAACUUCAUUGCUGCAAUUGCUUGGGACAGAUACCAUCAGUAUUGCACAAGAACAAAAUUAAAGUGGAGCAAUGUAAUAACUCUGGUCAUCUUCAUAUGGUUGUUCACUGGGUUUUGGGCUGCUAUGCCGCUUCUUGGAUGGGGGGAGUAUGACUACGAACCCCUUAGGACCUGUUGCACUCUAGACUACUCCAAGGGUGACAGGAACUUUGUCUCCUAUUUCCUCUCCAUGUCUUUUUGCAAUUUCUUCAUCCAAGCUGUCACGGUUCUGAGUUCUUACCAAUCAAUUGAGAGAAAAUUUAAGAAGACUGGCCAGUAUAAGUUUAACCCAGGCACACCACUGAAGACCUUGUUGUUUUGCUGGGGUCCUUAUGCAAUCCUCUGUCUAUAUGCUGCUGUAGAAAAUGCUACUCUUCUUUCUCCAAAACUAAGAAUGGUGGCUCCUAUUCUGGCAAAGACCUCCCCAACAUUCAAUGCCUUCUUGUAUGCCCUUGGAAAUGAAAACUACAGAGGGGGAAUCUGGCAGUUUCUCACUGGACAAAAGAUUGAAGUUACUCAAAGUGAAAACAAGUCCAAAUAA
Messenger RNA from Scleropages formosus (Asian bonytongue), 1233 nucleotides. It is a transcript of the gene rgra, whose product is annotated as retinal G protein coupled receptor a. Gene Ontology annotation, cellular component: membrane. The record is from RefSeq and is a predicted model, not a curated record. Gene Ontology annotation, biological process: visual perception; phototransduction; G protein-coupled receptor signaling pathway. Bases 346 to 1233 code for a protein of 295 amino acids. The transcript has 7 exons. Gene Ontology annotation, molecular function: G protein-coupled receptor activity. NCBI's taxonomy places the organism in Eukaryota, Metazoa, Chordata, Actinopteri, Osteoglossiformes, Osteoglossidae.